GCGUAGGACUCGCAACCUUCGGGAGCGCGUCACCCGGUGGGGCUGCGGUGCUCCCUGGAGUCCUAACGUCCCUUUUCGUGUAGCCCAUCUCCGCUGCAGCCGCGGUGGCAUCAUGGCUGUGCUCAUCGUCGCUCUCCUGUCCUUGCUGGUGACGGGUGCUUUAGGGAAUGAAUUUAGCAUAUUAAGAUCGCCAGGGUCUGUUGUUUUUCGAAAUGGAAAUUGGCCCAUACCAGGAGAUCGAAUCCCAGAUGUGGCUGCAUUGUCCAUGGGCUUCUCUGUGAAAGAAGACCUGUCUUGGCCAGGGCUUGCAGUGGGUAACCUAUUCCACCGGCCACGGGCUACCAUUAUGGUGAUGGUGAAGGGAGUGGACAAACUGGCUCUCCCUGCGGGCAGUGUCAUCUCCUAUCCUUUGGAGAAUGCAGUUCCUUUCAGUCUUGACAGUGUUGCGAAUUCCAUUCACUCCUUAUUUUCUGAAGAAACUCCUGUAGUUUUGCAGUUGGCGCCCAGUGAGGAAAGAGUAUAUAUGGUGGGGAAAGCAAACUCCGUCUUUGAAGAUCUUUCAGUCACAUUACGGCAACUACGUAAUCGUCUGUUUCAAGAAAACUCCGUUCUCAACUCUCUUCCCCUCAAUUCUCUGAGUAGGAAUAAUGAAGCUGACCUGCUCUUCCUUUCUGAACUGCAAGUGCUACAUGAUAUUUCGAGCUUGUUGUCUCGUCAUAAGCAUCUAGCCAAGGACCAUUCCCCCGACUUGUAUUCAUUGGAGCUGGCAGGAUUGGAUGAACUUGGGAAGCGCUAUGGGGAAGACUCUGAUCAAUUCAGGGAUGCUUCUAGAAUUCUUGUGGAUGCUCUCCAAAAGUUUGCAGAUGACAUGUACAGUCUCUAUGGUGGGAACGCAGUGGUAGAGUUAGUGACUGUCAAAUCUUUUGACACUUCCCUUGUGAGGAAGUCAAGGACCAUCCUUGAGGCAAAACAAGAGACCGCCCCAACUCCCUAUAACCUUGCAUAUAAGUAUAAUUUGGAGUAUUCAGUGGUUUUCAACUUGGUACUGUGGAUUAUGAUCGGCUUGGCCUUGGCUGUGAUCAUCACCUCUUACAACAUUUGGAAUAUGGAUCCUGGAUAUGAUAGCAUCAUUUACAGGAUGACAAACCAGAAGAUUCGGAUGGAUUGAGUUUUCCUUAUGCUACACUUAGACAACAGGUUUUGGGAAUUGGCUGUUCUGUUAAAGGAUAUCUUUUAGUAUGGUUUAAAGUAGAUGGUAUACCUUAAAUUUAUUUUAAAGAAAACAUAGAUUUUGUUCUCUAUUUUGUGUGUGCCUGUUGUUUCCUUAGAAAGGUUUAUAGUGUUAACACAAAUGAAUUGUGAUGUAGAUUCCAUAGAUGUUCAAAUAUUGUUGAUAUAGCCAUAUAAUAAUGUAAUUUCAUUCCAUUUAAUACAUUUGGAAAUGUGCACUGAAGGAAAUGUAAACCACUUAGAGUAGUUGUGUUAUUCAUGUUGGAGAAUGCACUGGGUUUCUUAGAAGCUUUCAAAUGCUUGAGUUCCUUGCACAGGACAGAUAAAUCCUAGUUCAGCUGUUAUUCACUAUGAACUAUUUGUAAAUGUCUUAAUCUGAUGUAAAUAUCUCCGAGACAGGAGGGAAGGUUUUAACUAAGAGUAGCCCAAAAAUACUGGAUAUGCUUAUACAAUCGCUUAGUUUUGGAAGUGUGUGUGUGAUUGGCAGGCUAGCUGUUUUUAAUCUCUUCUGCAAGUUUGGUGAUCUGUGUGGUUUAAUAGAGAUAUUAAAAAUAUUAAAAAUAGCCGGGCAGUGGUGGCACACGCCUUUAAUCCCAGCACUCGGGAGGCAGAGGCAGGCGGAUCUCUGUGAGUUCGAGACCAGCCUGGUCUACAGAGCUAGUUCCAGGACAGGCUCCAAAGCCACAGAAAAACCCUGUCUCGAAAAACCAAAAAAUAAAAAAAUAAAAAAAAUAUUAAAAAUACUGUGUUGAUUGAUUUCAGAAGAGAAUGGCUUUAUGGAGUGUAGAUGCUUGUAAUUAGAUAGACAAAACAUCUGUGGGGGAUAUCUUGAAGCAUGAAUAUAAAAUACUUUUAUUUCCGUAACUUUUCCCCCUGUGAAGUUCCUCUGAUUUGUGUGUGGUGCAGCUUUGUUGUGUAGAAUAUUAGGUGAAGUGGAUGGUUGCUACUGUUCAUGUGGAAAUGGACCAAUAUCUAUAUAGAGUGACAAAUAAACUUAAUGAUUCAAAAUCU
This is a messenger RNA of Microtus oregoni (creeping vole), 2241 nucleotides long. Its product is annotated as renin receptor. Gene Ontology annotation, cellular component: membrane; external side of plasma membrane. NCBI's taxonomy places the organism in Eukaryota, Metazoa, Chordata, Mammalia, Rodentia, Cricetidae. The transcript has 9 exons. Gene Ontology annotation, biological process: positive regulation of Wnt signaling pathway. Gene Ontology annotation, molecular function: signaling receptor activity. Bases 113 to 1168 code for a protein of 351 amino acids. The record is from RefSeq and is a predicted model, not a curated record.